Molecule: messenger RNA, 994 nt
Organism: Rhipicephalus sanguineus (brown dog tick)
Lineage: Eukaryota; Metazoa; Arthropoda; Arachnida; Ixodida; Ixodidae
Exons: 3
Coding region: 1-324 (107 amino acids)
Source: RefSeq, a predicted model, not a curated record
AUGUUCCUGGAGCCGUUCGUGAACCACCUGUUGGGCUUCGACCCAGAGUCUAGCCGCAUGCUGGCGAGCGACUCGUCGGGCGAGUCCUUCCUGGCCAGCUCGGAUGGCACUCACUGGGCGCUGGUGCCCAGCCGCGCGGCCAACGCUUCGUUGAGCCGCGCCAACUUCGUUCCCAGCCUGAUCGUGCCCGCGCUGACGCGCUCCGACAUCCUCUCCAAGGACCUCAUCAUCGGCGAUUGGAAAGCCACCUACGACGGUCUUGUGUACAAAGACGCCGAGGCACCGGCCGCCAUCUGGAAAGGUUGCUGCACAGGAACGGAGUAGCCGCAACACCGGCUAACCACGGCGUCUACUCACUGAAAACGUUUUUUCGUUCGAAAACAAUUGCCUUACCGGACAAAAGGAACAAAGAAAAAAAAGAAAAGAAGAAACGCUGUGAAUUACAUUAACCGCGUGGUUAUAUACUGGCAGGAGCUCACAAUGCACGUCAAGUCGUGUAGGUCGCGUCGUUGUUACGCACUACUUAACGUCGCUGAGAUACCGUUGUUCUUCGCAACAUGCUAUAAGUGAAUUCCAUGUUUUGUAGCAAAGUUUCAUUGUUCGAACUUAGCAUUCCGAGACCAAGGUUAUGAACGGCAGUGUGUCACCGCUGUGUAACUUGCAAAACAGCCAUCGUUCGGCAGCGUCAGGCUCAACUUAUUCAACAAUCAAACUCAGAACUACCGAUAUACACGUUAAGGUUAGUGGUGCAAUGCUUACUAGGAAAUUGGUUGCAGUGUCAAUCCAUAAAAAGUGCUUCCGCAGAAAUAGACGACCACCUGGUUGCUGGAAAGUGUGGAUUGUAUGUGUGUGCUACAGAAGGCCAGCUUCAGGAUAACGCGCAGCUGUCUCAUUUGGCUUCAUUUAAUAACGCAUAGUGGGGAGCUAUCGAUAUCACGACGUCGCCAGCUCUCUCGCAAUUUCUCCAAAAGAAAAAACAAGGUAUCAAUAAAAA